AUGACCUCGUCAUCCAGCAGCGGUUCGUCGAGCUCUAGCUCGGAAGAUGAGGAGGAGGCAGCGUCAGAAAUCAACCCGCAGAAGCGCAAGUUCUUGGAGAAGAACAUCAAAUGUGAACGGAAAGUGGCCGAGAAGGUAGCUCAUUUCAUCUCCCGGAACAUGCCUGGGCGCACCUAUGGCGCACCUAUCUCUCGACGGCGUAUCUAUUUGUUGAUGAUCCAGGAGUCUGUUAUGACCGAAGAGGCUGCACAACAAGAUUUGAGUGAUUACAUUGAGGCCAAGUUGAAGGCUAUGCAUUUCAAAUCCUCGAAAGUUCGUUGGAUCGAUUUGCUCUUGCCCAAGCAACACUCUGCCAUCCAGAAAGACAUGAAGAAGCGCAGCCUUCUUCGCAAGCGGGCGGCCCGCAAGCCCAUGGAUUUCAGAGCCAAGUGGGUUAAAGGCCAUACCAAGUGGGCAAAAGAUAACCAGGCAGUUGAUCUCCUAUUGGCCCAGAGGGGGCAGCUGAGCAUUGUGAACACUUCGCAAUCGCUCCACCAGAUGCCAUACUUGAACUCUGAUGAUGAAGAUCUCAUGCCAAAUGGAAAAUUCCUUUCUACAACAGCAGGACGCUACCUGAUUGGCAAAGAGGUAUUGCAUUCCUUAGCAGGGAACGCGAUGGCCAUGAGAGCAGUUCUACCGUUGAUAUGCAGUGCCCUGAGCGCAUGUGAGCCUACGAAGUUGGCGAUGUAA
Messenger RNA from Cladocopium goreaui, 729 nucleotides. Lineage: Eukaryota; Dinophyceae; Suessiales; Symbiodiniaceae. The record is from the annotation of a GenBank genome assembly.